AGGGACCGAGGGUGGUGGGCCCAGCGGCCCCGCAUGGAGCCGGGCCUGGAGCCGGAGCAGGCCCCGGGGGAGGGGAAACCGGCCCCGGACGCCAAAGUCCACUUUAAAAUGAGUCGAUUCAUCAUGGAGGCAGGCGUCAAGUUAGGAAUGCAAUCUAUUCCCAUCGCCACGGCCUGUACCAUUUACCACAAAUUUUUCUGCGAGACCACCCUGGAUGCAUAUGAUCCUUAUCUGGUCGCCAUGUCUGCCAUUUACCUGGCAGGCAAAGUAGAGGAGCAGCAUCUGCGGACUCGAGACAUUAUUAAUGUAUCACACAGGUAUUUGAACCCAAGAAGUGAACCCUUGGAGCUGGACUCUCGCUUCUGGGAACUGAGAGACAGCAUCGUUCAGUGUGAACUACUCAUGCUAAGAGUUUUACGUUUUCGGGUCUCCUUCCAGCAUCCACACAAAUAUCUGCUGCACUACCUAAUCUCUUUAAAACACUGGAUGAAUCGUCACAGCUGGGAACGAACCCCCAUCUCGGUGGCUGCGUGGGCACUCCUCCAGGAUAGUUACCACGGAGCACUCUGCCUUCAUUACCAGGCCCAGCACAUUGCUGUGGCAGUGUUGUACUUUGCCCUUCAGUGCUAUGGGGUGGAGGUGCCAGCAGAUUCUGAGGCAGAGAAACCAUGGUGGCAGGUUUUUAGUGAAGACCUUACGAAGUCAGUCAUUGAUAAUAUUGUAUCUGACCUAAUUCAGAUUUACACCCUGGACACAGAAAUUCCUUAAUAAGAAACAACAGAAUAGGAGGGAAUAUUCUAAAGAGCAGCAACGGAUUAUCUUGUUAAAGGUCGGACCCAGUAGAAUGAAAAAGGGCAUGGUUUUAUUCUUUUGAAUGUGCCUAAGACUGGUAAUCUUGAGGAUGGAAUUCUUGAAGGAGGGGAAAAUUUCUGGAAUGAAUUUUCAAGUUGUCAUGGAAGCUGGUGACAGGAAAUUAGAACUUGAGGAGCAGUUUUGCAUGCCCAAGAAAACGGUCAUUUUCAUAAAUCCUUAUCCUCUAAACUGGUUAUUCUCUGACAUUCUUGAGGUAGAAUUUGCGUAGAGGUAAAUUUUUUUAAACCUUAAGUCCACCACCACAAUCCAAACACUACUUUAAACCCCUCAUUUGACUUCUGAGGUGCCAGGAGUGUGUUACAAGUAUUUGAACUCUGGCUUGGUUGCACACUGCAGUUGAGAGCAUCAGUAUUUCUUCAUUACAUUUGAGGAAGUGUAAACUUUUAACAAAUGGAUUGCGUUUUAUUUUGUUUAAUAAAAUAUUGUGUGGAUAAACACAGACA
Molecule: messenger RNA, 1316 nt
Organism: Tachyglossus aculeatus (Australian echidna)
Lineage: Eukaryota; Metazoa; Chordata; Mammalia; Monotremata; Tachyglossidae
Gene: CCNQ
Product: cyclin Q
Exons: 5
Coding region: 34-768 (244 amino acids)
Biological process (GO): regulation of transcription by RNA polymerase II
Cellular component (GO): nucleus
Molecular function (GO): cyclin-dependent protein serine/threonine kinase regulator activity
Source: RefSeq, a predicted model, not a curated record